Messenger RNA from Erythranthe guttata (spotted monkey flower), 437 nucleotides. Its product is annotated as pollen Ole e I family allergen protein. NCBI's taxonomy places the organism in Eukaryota, Viridiplantae, Streptophyta, Magnoliopsida, Lamiales, Phrymaceae. The record is from RefSeq and is a predicted model, not a curated record.
AAAAAGGUAUUGAGCAGCAGGAAGGAAUCAUGCCCAAAGAUGGUGCCGGAGAAAUCGACGGUGUCAAAUGUAUUCGGGUCGAGGGCGUUCGAGCGGUACCGUGAAGACCUGACGCUGAUGGAGGCGGCGUCGCGAAACGAGGAGGCGGAGAACGCAUUUGCCGGACUGGUGAAGCAGUCGACGGCGGCGCUGCUGAACUCAUACGCCAGAAAAGGAUACCCUUACGCCGCCUGGGAAGUGAAGACACUGCUCAUCCGGGCUAUGGUUUCUGAAAAGGCGGCGGCUUUUCAAGCCCACCAAUUUCUCCUAGCCAAUCAGAAUUGUACUUGAAUAUUUAUCUAUCAAUUUAGCUUUUUCAUUUUGUGGAUAUACUAUGAAACAAAUUACUGUGUUUUUUUUUUUUAUGGUUUUUGGAAUUAAUUAAUGUUGAAACUUGA